Solea senegalensis (Senegalese sole) is the source of this 4920-nucleotide messenger RNA. RefSeq names its product zinc finger protein 518A. The transcript has 3 exons. Gene Ontology annotation, biological process: regulation of gene expression. Gene Ontology annotation, cellular component: nucleus. Lineage: Eukaryota; Metazoa; Chordata; Actinopteri; Pleuronectiformes; Soleidae. The record is from RefSeq and is a predicted model, not a curated record. The coding region runs from base 586 to 4575 and encodes 1329 amino acids.
AGACAAUCAAGCAUCGGAGACGGACGGAGUCAAAUCACAGUGACGCGUUCAAUUGGAAAUGGCGUAACAACCGCCAUUAUCGUUUCUUCUCCUUCUUCCACCCAGCACACACAUACACACACACACACACGUAAUGACGUAGGGUUCAUGUCGCGAAAACACCGCCGUACUCUUACGAAUGUGUCGUAAAUCAGUAUAUAACACCACAGUGUUGUGAAAAGCUGCCCUAACUGUGUUGAUGUGACAGAAAAUGCCCUCAAAAUGCACUAGUUUGGGUUUUGACGGAGGGAAGAAGCAACACAUAUUCAUCCGCUGCUGCGCGAGCGUCAAGAGCACGGAAGUACCCGGAUGAAGUGUCAUGGCCGCCGUCGCUGUGGUUCCACAGAGAGGAGAGAAGGAAGGCGAAUGUUUCUACUGUGUGUGUGUGAGAGUGUGUGAGUGUGUGUUCUCAAACCUCUGCCUCGUUUCCGUGAUGUCGGACUCGGACGGGACGCCGCCUCGACUUCCAGCGAGUUCAUAGUGCCGUGGCAACACUACAAGCUUCUGUAUUGAUGUUUUCCUAAAGGAAUACAGAAAUCUGCAACUAUGGAGGAAGACCUCAUAAUACCUCAUGAUUCUGCCAAAAAUUGCGGUAUAUCCGUAAUAGAGGACGGAGAGGUAAAGGACUUUGUGUAUAAGCAUUUCAGAGAAGUGACCGAUGGGUCGCUCUUCCAUAAUGUAGAAGAAUUGUCCCAUAAAGAACACGGGAGUUCUAUCAAGAAAGAUAAACAAUCUCUCAGAAAAGGACAUUGUAAAAAUCAGCAGGGGGCGUUUUUCUCUGGAAAGAUUUUAAGUUUCGGGUGUUUAGUGUGUAAAGAUGAUCUCACAUACAGCCCCAAUGACCUCCUCAAACAUUUUCAAGUGGCCCAUGAAGGGACUCUUCCGACUUACCCUUGUGACCUGUGUGGCUUUGUCACAAACAAGUUUCCUACUCUUCAGCGCCACCGAAUUGAGCACAGAAACACUCUGGUUACAUGUGAGCUCUGCAACGACGACGUCAAGUACUCCCUGCUUUUGGUUACCAGACACUAUAUGAUGUGUCACAGUCAAAACGGACAUUUCAACUGUGACUGGUGUGACUUUACGACCAUGGAUGCCGGGACAUUUGUCCAGCACAUCCAUCAUCACAACGAGACUCACUGGAAGUGUCCGGAGUGCAGACACAUCAGCUUGAACGAAGAGGAUCAUGAGACGCACAUGGAAGCUCACUCGGGGUUGUUUCCCUUCACUUGUCCGAUCUGUGGAUUUGGUGCGGCACUAAAUGAGAUUCUGAAAAAACACACUGCAGCUGUUCACAAACGGUACAAUGAGAAAAGGAAUUCAUUAAAGAACCUCGAAGACGGCAGCACUCCAGCAUCUACAAACUUAAAACAGUUGCUGAAAAAGAGCGGUAACUCACAGGAGGCCCAGAGGAUAACAAAACUGAACUGCCUUUCUGGGAAUUUAACAAAUCAAAAUGGCCGGCUAAUCAAACCAGAGCUUUCCAUCGAGGAGACCCACCAUAAUGUGGAUCGGACAAAAAAGGACAACAACUGGAGUAAAGUUGCUCAUAACUUAGAGCACUCAUUAAUGUUACAGGACGGUGAUAACUCAGCAGGUUCUGAUGUUGCAAAUCACAAAAAUCCCAACGGGCUCACGGUUCUGAUGGUUAAGAACAAAAUCUCUCUUCCCCCCAACUGCACAACCAAAGUGAUGGGUUUCAAAAUGGUUGAUGGUAAAAAACACCUUGUCCUCAAAGUAAUACCAACAGUAAAACAAGAUUCAACCAUCCAGAACAACCCCUCUUUUGAGGACGUGGCACCAAAACCUGCGUUAGAUAAUGGCAAAAGCUCAGUUGAGAAUGGGGAAUGCCCUGAUGGUAAGAGUUCAUCAUUGAACACCCAUGCUGUCUCACCAAGAAAUGGGUCUUGCUUACAGUUGGAAGAAGACGAUAUUAUGGCAGUGAAGGUCAAGAUUGAAGAGGAAGAAACUUCUGUUUGCAACCUUGACACCACCACACACAGAGUUGAUAACGGGGCCCAAGCCAAUUAUCCUUCCUCAACUUGUGCAGAUUUCUUGACAAAUGAAGAUUUGGGUGACCAAAGUCACCCAAGUCAAACAUCUGGCUCUGAGAGAAGUACUUCAGAUAAUAACCUGCUCUCUGCUACUUUUAAUUCUGCUACAACCAGCCACAGUUUUUCUAAAAUAAACAGCACUGGUAAGGUCACUGGUUCGUCAUCACUUUCGAGAGUUACCCAGGAAACGGUGCAAUUUACAUUAGCCGACAAAAAUACUGCUUCAUUACCAUUGACUGACUCAGAAGCCGACGAACACACCGAUGACCAGUUUUGUCAUAGCACGCCAGGGAAGAUUAAUGGGUUUAGACCUGUGUUUAAUCAUAAAAACGGACAGCAGCAUUUUAAAAGAUUGUCGUCAACUUCACCACUUCAAUCAGAAUCAUCCCCAAUCAAUUCAGCUAGCCACAGAGAGAGUGCAGUGGGCUCUGAAUCCUGCACUCAAUGUUCACCAAGUCAAGAAGUAUUUACCUUUCACAACUAUUCCAAGGAAACGUUUUGUUCUUCACUUAACACUAACCAUAGCUUUGGCAGUAUGUCUGAACUCUCUGCCGACAGAGAAAGUACAUGCGAAUCAUCACAGUUUAGCUUUGCAGAGUCUCGAGAACCAAUCUCAGGAGAGACACCUCGGAAAGAUUCAGACGAUAUGGACAAUAUGUCAGAGAGUGACAUUGAGGUUGAUGAAUGUGUAGCUAGUGUUGAUGAUCCUCUCACUGAGGAUGAAAAUUUUGACUCGGUUCUCCAAGACUUUAAUAUAAUCAAAGUAGAAGAGGAUUGCAUUCCCAUAUCCAAAAAACCUCCAGAAACAAAGAGUAGUUCCUUUGGCAGUUUUGUGGAAGAACAUUCAGACACAAUAAUUUCCCAACAACUUAAUAAGGAUAGAGUAAAAACCUCAGGGGCUUGCAACGAUGCUUUGAAACAAACAAAAACAACUUUGCGAAUACUUCAACUGCCAGACUGUAAGCAGCCAGUUCUCCUGAGGACUGCUGAGAAUCGAUUUGCCAUGCCAGUGCAGGUCAAGGCAACCCCAGGUUUCAAGCUGAUCACUAACUCGGCACAUCCUCAGAUUAACGUAUCGUACAUGACGCCAAGUGCAGAACGAUCAAGUAACCAAACUGGUGUAACUUUGUCUCCAAACAGCAGGAGGUUAGCUGUAUCAACACCAAAGGCAGGGACUGCUGAAAAAGCGACAACUCUUCUCUCUGCUGUUCAACCAGGUUUAAGUACCUCCUCAAAUCACUAUCUCAUCCAAAGUCCCGGUUUAAAGGGUCCUGUACUUCUUUCAAGCUCAUCACAUAAUACACCCAAGGACAAAUCAGUAAAGACACAACCUACCUGUUACUUAGUACAGAAAUCUGUUCCAUUUGUCCACACCCCUAACAGUAAUGCCCUCAGACUAGCAAGUACACAACUCCCAGCAAAUUCCAGGCCAGUUCUGGCCAUGCCUGUGAGUGCUGCAGACAAAUCCAGUGCUCUGCAGUCUGGUCGACAAGCAUUCCUGCUUCGCUACAUUUCUCAACCCAAAUCUGGCCUAAUUUUGAACAACCAGGAUGGGAUUCAGUGCAGCCAAACCAGUGAAAGUUCUGCAAACAAAGUCCUAAUUAAAUUUGUUACUCCUUCCAGUGGUGCCCCCACCUCAAGUGGUCAACCUUUGUUUUUGGCCACCAGACCUCAGACCCAGUGUUUUCUGGUGGCUUCAAACAAAACAAAUGUAAAUGUCUCCAAUGGAGUCAAGAAACUGAUCACCAUCCAAAAUACUCCGCACAAAGAAUCCUGCAUUUCAAGCCCACAGAUGAAUGUAAAGGUGCAAUUGCGUGAAGCAGAGAAGCCAGUUUUAGCCCCAAGGCCAAUCCGGCCCCCAAGCCAAAGGAAAAGGAGGAGGAAAGCAUUAUUUGAUGAGCUUCCAGAAACUUUACAUAAAGCAAGAAGGUUCUCAAAUCGAGCGCUAACUGACAAAGACACUGCUGUGUUGUGGAAGCCUGUCGCCAAAGACGUUGAAAGGACACUACGGCUUGCCCCGUUCAAUUCUUUACAGCAGAUCAAAUGUCCUCGUAGGUACCAACCUGUUGUGGUGCUCAAUCAUCCCGAUGCUGACAUUCCUGAAGUAGCCAGUAUCAUGAAGGUUGUGAACAGGCACAAAGGCUUUGUCACUAAGGUCUCUCUGUCUCAGAAAACUGUCCAAGCUCUCGCUGAACUUGGUGCUCAAGGGAAGAACUACUCAACCAAAGGUGCUUCAUCUCAUAACGAUGAUCCAAGACCUCGGUCAGUUCAGAGUUCUGUCCGAGAACGAUUCAUACUGAAAAUGAAGUUAAGGAAAAAAAGCAGAAGAAAAUAUGAGGUUGUGGAACCGGGUUGCCGACGAGUGUCCGCAGCGUUUGACUGCUGGUUUUGUGGUCGUCUCUUCAACAACCAAGAAGACUGGAUUGGUCACGGCCAGCGCCACCUCAUGGAGGCAACUAGAGACUGGAAUAAACUGUUUUGAGAGUUUUCCGCUACCUUUUAAAUGACUUUAUAAUAUUCUGUCCUUUUUGAGGUCGAACAAAAUUUUUGAAGUUGUAUAUUUUUUAAUGACUUUCCAUUAAGCGUUUGUUCACGUCCGUACAUAAUUCUUAAGUGAAUUGUAGUUUAUCUUUUCAAAAGGUGCAUAUUCUUGUAAAUGAUGUACUGCAAGCAUGAUUUUUUUAAUCAUGCAUGCAUGCACAGGUCACAUUGAACUGUGAAAAUGGUACACUGUAAUUAGGAGUUGUAAGAGCACUGGUUAAAAAAGGGGAGGGGACAACAUCAGCAGAGGUUGUUGGAUUAAAUUUCUCAGGUGAUUUCACAUUCA